Owenia fusiformis is the source of this 1161-nucleotide messenger RNA. NCBI's taxonomy places the organism in Eukaryota, Metazoa, Annelida, Polychaeta, Sabellida, Oweniidae. The record is from the annotation of a GenBank genome assembly.
AGUCAAAAUAAAAUUAUGGCCAAAUAGCAGUGAAUUUUGUUUAGUUUCCGAUGAUCCACAAAAAUGGCGGUUAAUUGUAACAGAUGCUUACUUCGAGGCUUGCAUGGUAGAAGUUAAUCCCGCCGUUAUUAAAGCACACAACGAGGUGAUGCUUCGAACGCCUGCUAUAUAUCCUUACCAGGAUGUGGAAGUCAAAGUGAAAAGCCUAGCAUCAGGCAACUUUAACUUUUCUUGGGAUAACAUAUUUCAAGGACGCAUACCCUCUUGCCUCACUGCUUUUUUCGUAUCAGCCCGCGCCUAUGCUGGUACAUAUGACACAAAUCCGCUGUACAUGGAUCACUUCAACCUAUCCAGUCUAACAACUCAGGUGGAUUCUCAAGAUGUACCUUCGAAACCACUCACAUUAAAAUUUUCCAGCGAUCUAAUUGAGAGUGAACAAUAUCUGUCGGCAUAUUUGAGACUCUUUGAAACAUCAUUAACAAAUCACGACAACAAUACUGAUAUCGAGGCGGACGAUUUCAAAUCAGGAUUUUCGAUAUUUCGUUUCCAGUUGAAUGCGGCAGACGAAAAUAAAACUGUGUUCCCGUUACUUAAAGGAGGGCAACUGAAACUUGAAGGACGCUUUGAGACUGCCCUACAAGAACCGGUGUGCGUGAUCGUUUUAGGAACAUUCCAUCGAAUACUGGAGAUUGACCGCUUUCGCGGUGUUACAGUUACAUAAUGAAUACGUAUCAAUUGGAGCGAAUCAUGAAUUCGGACGCUUGUCUGCGCUUAAAAACCCACGGUGUAUACGCACUGGAUGAGCUACCUACAAAAGUUACGAAAAGACCAUCCUAUUUCAUUGUUAACACACAGGAUAGUUCGAUGGUUGGAGAGCAUUGGUGUGCAUUUGCGUUUUAUGAUAACGCACCAGCAGAGUUUUAUGAUUCCAUGGGACAUUCGCCUGACUAUUAUAAUUCUAUAUUUCAAGAUAUUCUUGUGAACAAUAGUACGCAUUUUUUAUACAACAACACUAGAAUUCAAGGACUAGACACAACGUGUGGUCAUCACUGUGUAUACUAUUUAAAUAAACGAUGUAGGAAAACUAGCAUGAGAUGUAUUGUCAAUUCAUUUUCAAAGCACAAUCUUAGAGAAAAUGAUGAGUUUGUCAAGUAUUUUCUA